AAGCAGCUGGCCAAUGAACAUUAAGCUCCCGCCUCUUCAAGACGUGCGUAGUUUUUGUCUGGUUCUCUUGGGGUUGUCUUCAAGUAAGUUGGACUCAUAACAGAGAAAUUAACUUUCAUUUCAAGAUUUAAACAUCAUGAAUAGCUUAAUAAGAUAUACUGCUCGAUGUCUGCGGUCCGGGGUGGCGUGCUCUCUACCCGGAUACUCCGAAGGACGCAUGUGGACGGCGUCAAGCCGGCUUCUGUGCGCUGCGGCGGGCCUCCACAAAGACCUUGAUGGGAUGGUGAAGAAGGACAAGGUGGUUGUCUUCAUGAAGGGGACACCGGCGCAGCCGAUGUGUGGUUUCAGCAACGCCGUGGUCCAGAUCCUCCGUAUGCACGGCGUGGACGACUACGCAGCGUACAACGUCUUAGCCGACGAAGAUCUCCGGGAAGGAGUCAAAGCCUUCUCCAAUUGGCCGACAAUUCCUCAGGUGUACUUCAACGGCGAGUUCGUGGGUGGUUGCGACAUCCUCCUGCAAAUGCACCAGAAUGGUGAUCUGGUGGAGGAGUUGAAGAAACUGGGCAUCCAGUCUGCUCUACUGGACGCAGAGAAAGACUCAAAGUAGAGGAACUUAAAAAAAAAAAGUGCUAAUGAAACAGAGGACAUAUUUACCAGGUUGAAUCCAGGCAAAAUUGGAUCACCCUUCUGGUGUGACUAAGGGUGGAUGGUAUGAGCGGAUUCACUUUAACCUCACUACUUAGUUGCCCUUAUAUACAUUAUUCGGGCAGUCAUUUAACUAUUAAAUAUCAGUACAACAAAUACAUUUUCUCUACUGACUACUCAAAAGCUGCCAUUGUCUUGUACCAUGUCACCAUGUCACUUUAAGACCAAAAUGACUCCUCCGGUUUGACAUUCGGAGUGAUGUCAUCACACUAGAAUUGAGCAAAGAAGGGUCAAUUCUGUCUUGAGUUAUUUAAUUCAAUAAAAAAUGGAUAUUGCUAAACAGGCAUUCAAUGGAAGCCAUACGUUUCUUAAAUGCACACCCUCUGUUUUAAAGUGAAGAUCCGCUGAAACGCAACAAAUUAUCACUGUAUCACUGUAGUUUUGUUUUUUUUCCGCUCAUUUGUGGUGGCCUGCCACAUAACAUUUGGUGCUUCCUGGGCUGCCACAGAUUAAGACGCAGUGGAAGGCAUGACCACUGAAUUGCAAGAUAAUGUACAUUUCUGUCAUAAUCCGAUGUAUUUUAAGUAAACUAUGUGACAAUUAAAAUAUUUUAUGACGCAAUUUGAGUGAUGUGGACCACACAAGACAUCAGACCGCAGAUUUAUCAUCAUACAAAAUACUAUUUUACAAAA
Molecule: messenger RNA, 1337 nt
Organism: Doryrhamphus excisus (bluestripe pipefish)
Lineage: Eukaryota; Metazoa; Chordata; Actinopteri; Syngnathiformes; Syngnathidae
Gene: glrx5
Product: glutaredoxin 5 homolog (S. cerevisiae)
Cellular component (GO): mitochondrial matrix
Source: RefSeq, a predicted model, not a curated record